Molecule: messenger RNA, 711 nt
Organism: Sorex araneus (European shrew)
Lineage: Eukaryota; Metazoa; Chordata; Mammalia; Eulipotyphla; Soricidae
Exons: 5
Coding region: 1-711 (236 amino acids)
Biological process (GO): immune response; immunoglobulin production
Source: RefSeq, a predicted model, not a curated record
AUGGCCUGGACCCCGCUCCUCCUGGGCCUCCUGGCUCACUGCACAGGUUUCGUAUCUUCCUAUGAGCUGAAUCAGCCGCCCUCAGUCUCUGUGAGCCCGGGAGGGGAGGCCAAGAUGACCUGUAGGGGAAACAACAUUGAAGCCAAAAAUGUUUUCUGGUACCAGCAGAAGCCAGACCAGGCCCCUGUGCUGGUCAUCUUUGAUAGUACCAACCGGCCCUCGGGGAUCCCUGACCGCUUCUCUGGCUCCAAGUCUGGGAACACGGCCACCCUGACCAUCAGGGGUGUGCGCACUGAGGAUGAGGCCGACUAUUACUGUAUGGUGUGGGAUAGUAACAAUGCUCACAUACUUGGUACAAUAACUAGGAUAUGGACACAAUCAAAAUACCCAAUAACAAAUGGAUGGGUCAUGAAAAUGUGUACCACGUGUGUAGGUUUCACAGACUCCAGCCAGAUUCCCCACCAACACUUGGAACAACACAGUGAGAACUCCCUGGACAGAACACAGGCCAGCAUGAAGGGUGAAAGUCUCUGGAAGCUGAUUACGAUCACAGACAUCAAAAAGAAGGUUGAUACUCUGAACCAUGAUCUAGAGACGCACAAACAAACCUCAGAAGAGGAAGAGAGUGUUGUGCCCGAGUUUCGGAUCCCCAGCUGUGGAGAGACCAAGUCUACGCACGAUAAUGCAAAAGCAAAGGAACUGUAUUACUAG